This is a messenger RNA of Capsicum annuum, 724 nucleotides long. Its product is annotated as CASP-like protein 5B2. Lineage: Eukaryota; Viridiplantae; Streptophyta; Magnoliopsida; Solanales; Solanaceae. Gene Ontology annotation, cellular component: membrane. The record is from RefSeq and is a predicted model, not a curated record.
CUAUUUGAUUGCAUCAAUGGGACUUCAAUUAUUGUGGAGCUUUGGGCUUGGAUGUCUGGACAUGUAUGCUUUAAGGAUAAAACGAGACCUUCAUAAUCCAGUCUUAGUGAGCCUAUUUGUUGUUGGAGACUGGGUGACUGCAACCCUGUCACUUGCAGCUGCUUGCUCGUCAGCAGGGAUUGCUGUCUUAUAUUCCAAAGAUUUAAACUUCUGCAGUACUCCACCUCAUCUUCCAUGUGGUCGAUUUGAUCUCUCUGUGGUGUUGGCGUUCUUAACCUGGUUUCUUAUCGCCAUUUCUUCCCACGUGAUGUUUUGGAUUCUAGCCGCCGUCUAAUGAUGUGAACACUUCUCGCCGCUGAGAAUAUUGCUUCUGAAAUGAUCUCCAAUGCCGGUCUCAUCUAAAUCUAAUUACCACAAACUUGUAAUCUUAUCUCCCUUUGCAGUUGACAUGAGUUUCUUCAGCACUGAUGAAGUUGCUUGGAGUUUGGCGGUUCCCUGUUGUGCUUAUCAAGUUCAAUUUUGAUUUGAGUGUAAAUUGUAACCUCCUAAUGGUACUCUAGCCUGCUGCCAGCAUUUAGAUCUAGUGCGAAUCCUAAGAUUUUUGUGAGCAAUACUUGGCCCUGGAAAUUUUCAAAUCAAAUUUUCACUGUCUAGCUGCUGCAUAGCCAUGGGGUGUCAUUUGAAGUUGUACAGUUGCAUAUUACUAGCAGGCUUUGCUUUUCUA